UUUAAUAGUUCCAAACUACUUAAGUCUAUGGCUGGACAGAGGGGGCACUUAAAAAAGCUGCUUUUAAAUGUGAACAAUUCUUUUUUCUUGAAGCCUGUUCUUCCAAGAGAAACAACCAUUAUUACUCGGUGUUACGCGCUUUCCAUGCCUCUCUAAGCUGCCAGGAAACUGUGUAACACCAUUUGGGAUGAAGCUUGUGUUUCAUCACCUGCCAGCUUCUCUGCCACGCUGCCAGAUUCGUCCUGCGUUCGGCUGACUGUCCCUUCUGAAGCUGCCCGGAUAGGUGGGCACUUGAAUCUCUCUGGUGUUCUGCACCUGAGACUUGCUGUCUUUGGUGCCACCCUCCAGCCCCUCCCAGAUCUUGGGAAAAGCGCGGAAGUCUCCCGCAGCUUCUGGUCCCGGGGCGCAUUUGUUCACCUGGCCGCUCUCCAGUUCCCAGUCUCCCGGACUCUGGGGUUUCCAGGCUCCGCAGUCCUGCGGUUCCUGGGCGCAGGUGCCAGGAGCCCGCCGGGCGCUCAGGAGCUAAGGCCGCCCUGGAGCUAGGGCCGCCCGCCUGCGCACGGUGAUGCCGGGAUUGGGGGCGGGAGCGCCGCCUUCAUCUCCCGCGCGCUCGCUCGCUCCCGCCCCCUUCCCCGCCCCAAGCCCUCUCCUGCCUCAGCCGUGCUGGCUCCGCACUGCAGAUGCCUGCCGACCGCCCCGCGCUCGGUGGCCCCAGCGGUGCUUCGCAGGUCCCUUCGACCCCCGGGCUCCCGCCGCACUCUCGCUGCUCCCAAGGGCCCCUCGACUAAGGAGACUCGCUAAGUCCCGCGCGCGGAACCGCUACGCCGGCAGGGCGGCGGGGAUCCAGGCGGACGGUGGCCGCGCCGGAGCCCCGGGCUCUCUCGAAUGCGGCAGGACAAGCUGACCGGCUCCCUGAGGCGCGGAGGGAGAUGCCUGAAGCGGCAGGGUGGCGGCGGAGGAGGCGUGGGCACCAUUCUGAGCAAUGUGCUCAAAAAGCGCAGCUGUAUUUCUCGGACCGCACCCCGGCUGCUCUGCACCCUGGAGCCGGGAGUUGACACAAAGUUGAAGUUCACUCUUGAGCCAUCUUUAGGUCAGAAUGGUUUUCAGCAGUGGUACGAUGCUCUCAAGGCAGUUUGCAGACUAUCAACAGGAAUACCAAAGGAAUGGAGGAGAAAGGUUUGGUUGACCUUGGCAGAUCAUUAUUUGCACAGUAUAGCUAUUGAUUGGGACAAAACCAUGCGCUUCACUUUCAAUGAAAGGAGUAAUCCUGAUGAUGACUCCAUGGGAAUUCAGAUAGUCAAGGAUCUUCACCGCACAGGCUGCAGUUCUUACUGUGGCCAGGAGGCUGAGCAGGACAGGGUUGUGUUAAAACGGGUCCUUUUGGCCUAUGCUCGAUGGAACAAGAAUGUUGGUUACUGCCAAGGCUUUAACAUCCUGGCUGCUCUAAUUCUGGAAGUGGUGGAAGGCAAUGAAGGGGAUGCACUGAAAAUUAUGAUUUACCUUAUUGAUAAGGUACUUCCUGAAAGCUAUUUUGUCAAUAAUCUCCGGGCAUUGUCUGUGGAUAUGGCUGUCUUCAGAGAUCUCUUGAGACUGAAGCUCCCUGAAUUAUCUCAGCACCUGGAUACCCUUCAGAGAACUGCAAACAAGGAAAGUGGAGGUGGAUAUGAGCCCCCACUGACGAAUGUCUUCACGAUGCAGUGGUUUCUGACUCUUUUUGCUACGUGCCUCCCUAACCAUACAGUCUUAAAGAUUUGGGAUUCAGUCUUCUUUGAAGGUUCGGAAAUCAUCCUGAGGGUGUCGCUGGCCAUCUGGGCAAAAUUGGGAGAGCAGAUAGAAUGCUGUGAAACAGCUGACGAAUUCUACAGCACCAUGGGACGCCUUACCCAGGAGAUGCUAGAGAAUGACCUUCUGGAAAGCCAUGAACUCAUGCAGACUGUUUAUUCUAUGGCUCCAUUCCCUUUCCCACAGUUGGCAGAACUGAGGGAAAAAUACACCUACAACAUUACACCAUUCCCAGCCACAGUUAAACCCACCUCAGUUUCUGGACGACAUGGUAAGGUCAGAGACAGUGAUGAAGAGAAUGACCCAGACGAUGAAGAUGCUAUCACUAAUGCAGUGGGGUGCCUUGGACCUUUCAGCGGGCUCCUGGCACCCGAACUGCAGAAGUACCAAAAGCAAAUUAAAGAACCAAAUGAAGAGCAGAGUCUGCGGUCUAAUAACAUUGCAGAGCUGAGUCCAGGAGCGAUCAACUCUUGUCGAAGUGAGUACCACGCAGCUUUCAACAGUAUGAUGAUGGAGCGCAUGACCACGGAUAUCAACGCGCUGAAGCGGCAGUAUUCUCGGAUUAAGAAGAAGCAGCAACAGCAGGUUCAUCAGGUGUAUAUCCGGGCAGGCUCUUCAGAAGAAAAAGACCAUGGGUCCCUUUUAGGUACCAAGAACCAGGCACUUGAUGAUAAAGGGCCAGUGACCAGCAUUCUCCCAUCUCAGGUAAACAACUCUCCGGUCAUAAACCACCUUCUUUUAGGAAAGAAGGUGAAGAUGUCAAACAGACCUGCCAAGAAUGCGGUCAUCCACAUCCCCGGCCACACAGGAGGCAGAACGUCUCCUGUCCCUUAUGAAGACCUCAAGACGAAGCUCAAUUCUCCGUGGCGAACUCACAUCCGAGUCCACAAGAAGAACGUGACGAGGACCAAGAGUCAGCUGGGCUGCGGGGACACCGUAGGGCUGAUAGAAGAGCAGAAUGAGGGCUGCAAGACUAAGAGCCCAGGGGCAGCGGAGUUCCCCUCCAGCCGCGCCGCGGCAGCUGGAGGAGAAGGUGGCAGCUCGGAAGGCCGUGUGGGGAGGACAAUCGAAGGGCAGUCUCCGGAGCCAGCAUUUGGGGAUGCCGACGCUGACGUGUCUGCGGUCCAGGUGAAGUUAGAAGCCUUGGAACUGAACCGGAGGGAUGCUGCUGCCGACCCCGAGCCCAAGGCACACGCGCCCUGCCAACGGCACUUCCCGGAGCUGCCUGAUACGCCCGGGGAAACCAAACCUCCCCAGGGCGGCCACCUGAAAGCACCCAUCUUUAGCCCUUUCCCCAGCGUCAAACCACUGCGCAAGUCAGCCACUGCCAGGAACUUGGGAUUAUAUGGUCCUACAGAAAGGACCCCAACCGUGCACUUUCCUCACAUGAGCAGGGGCUUCAGCAAAUCCAGCGGUGGAAACAGUGGCACUAAGAAACGAUGAUGGCCUUCAGAAGCUUCGACUGUAGAUGCGCCUUCCCAUGGUGGUAAAAGGGUUCUGGCUGAGGCUCCCAAAGAGUGUUAAUUGUCCAGUGAAAAUGAAUAGAUAGGUUCAGAGAUGAACACCAGUCUGUAAAGAUGGGAAAUGGAACUUUUCUAGUGGGAGCCAGGACGGGGAUGUUUUCCCAACCACCGCUAACCGAUCCAGUGAAUUCUUGUGGCAGCAUAAAUAUUGUAGUUUUAAAGCGUGAAGUUUUCCCUAUUUUUAAUCGUGAGUUGUUUAGAAAAGACUGCGUAUUUAGACUGUUAACCCCUCUUCCUUCUUCCUGUUCUGAGGGCUGUCAGGGUCCCUGCGAUAACACUCCUCCAAACCUUCUGGUUCUCUGGGCGUUAGCGAUACUCAAGCAUGCACACACUAGCUCGCUAGAACAGAAACUGUACAAAGGAAGUAGGUUUCUUAGUUACAAAAAACAUCCUGAUUUCCCUCUUCCUGCCCCACUGGGGGAAUGUUUGUGUGUGUGCGUUUUUCUUCAGUAGUUUCUCUCAGCCAGUCUGAAGAUUGUUUUUUCAUUCUAGAGCUAAAGUGCAGGAGAAAAAUGUAGAUAGCCUUAGUUUCUCUUUCUGCCUGCAAAAUGAAGAAAACCCUUUAUCUGUUGAAAUUUAGGUUAAGCCGCCAAUUUGAAGAUCUUAUCCAGAGAACACACACGGGAUAUGCAUUAAGCAAUCGCUCUGAACGGCUUGCUGAUUCUGCUAAGCUUUCCCCAAGGUUCAUUUUUUUCCCCUCUAAGAAGAAUUAUGGUCCUCAGUGUUGGGAUGACUUGGUGGGCUCUCCAUGGAGCGUGUCCCGUGUUGUCCGCCGUGCAGCUCACUUACCUACCAGCUCUUCAUGGCAGACGCAGCGAUGCUCGAUCGUGGCUCGAGCCGUGUUCACGGCUGCUGCUCGGAAGCCAGAAACACAGCACCUGCAAUUCUGUUACUUGAAUUUUGUGCUUUUUUUGAUUGGAGCACUUUGUUGAGUACUUUUGUUACUUGAACACUGCCUUUCUUUGGAGAAGGCAUUAGUGCUUUCUAGCUCUCUCUUACCCACUUCUCUCCCGGUCCCAGCGGGUCAGAGACAGCACCUAUUAUCUCCACUAUGCAGAUGGGAACUCUGAGCCACACGAAGGUGAAGUAGCAUUACAGGCAGAUACUCAAGGUGAAUACUCCCAGUAUUCCCUGUGACUUGGUCACAUCUCUGGCACAAUAGGCGGAUUUACUGCUCUUUGUACACAGAUGCAUUGGCUGUAUAGGUUCUAAAAGCCAAGACUGGGAAGCCACUCACUGUACUCCCUCUCAACUCAGAGGACCUUUCUCCAGAUGGUACAGAGUCCCGUGAUGGCGUUUCACAAAAUCAGCUCUGUUUUUACCCAAAAAGGUAGUUCAUUUUAAAAAUGCUUCGUGCAGCUGUCGUUUGAACAAAGGCUCACUCCUCAGUCCCCUUGUCUUACUGUUAUCCGAAGAAUAGCCUCAGCAUCUUUAUCCUCCUCUCUGAUAGACCUUGACCAUGCCUGUAGGCACAUUGUCGAUGCACUCAUUGUUCAUUCGGGCUAAUUGGGUUGCCAAUUCUGAAACCAAAGCUAUAAUUUUAGAGAGGGCUUCUACUGUGAGAGGUAUUAAUUUUCAUAAUAAAAUAGAGAAUGUGGUAGUGUGGGCUUUUUUUUGAGUAGAAGACACAAGAAUGACAUACAGUGAGAAAAGCCAUGUUAUCCCUUUUGUGGUAUUUUUACCCCCAAAGGCACUGAAGGUGGAAAAUAUGACUACUGAGUUAUUGUGGUGUUGGUCUUGAAUUCUGUGCCACCUGAGGUUGGCAUGCAGCUUCUUAAAAAGCAGCCACACCCACCACCUCUGUCUUGGGAAGGGAGGAGGUGGGAUGUUGGGCUUACCUCGCGUCCCGCCGUGGGGAUGAGACCCGCUGCAUUUUUCAAAGUUAAGCAAAUGACACGAUUUUCUUCCAUCUGCUAAAACUUUACAGAUAAUGAUUCCACCUUAUAUUCUUUUCUCCUCCCCCACCCCAAUGAGUCAGAACAGACUCAUCCCUUUGAGGGAUGUCUGACUGGAAUGGAGGAGUAGUCUCUCUUCUCUUGAGUCAGCCCCGUGCUCCCUGAGGAUCUGGGUCCAGAGAGGUGGAUGCUGGGGCGGAGCCGCUUACCACAGUCCUUGGGAUGGCGCUGUUGUGUCUGCUAAGUGUCUUAGUGUUGGUGACACAGGCCCCACCAGUUUCCCUCUGAUGGUCUUUCUGGGAGAGGGACGGACCAGAUGGGCGCAUGCUUUGGAAGAAGUAUUUUAGCCCAAAUGGAAGAAUGAAUAACUGAAAGGAUCAUAGUCCUCAGAGGUCAAAAUGACCUUGUCAGGAUUUUAAAAACCGAAGGAUUUCUGUUGAAGCACUCUCUGUACCAAUAACAUGCAUGCAUUGUACCGUGUAAUCGCAAUGUGAAUCGGUCAACUUUGGAAACUUGCCUACUUUAGGAAAUAGAGAAAUCUGCAGUAGCCUUCACCACACAGCAUGUACAAAGACCAGUAUGGACUCGUUCUCCUCCCUACGUAUUGGACACUGUACUCAAGCACCAGAAGUACUUACCAAGUAGCGGUUUCUUGAUUUCUAGAUCUGUCUGUCCCCUGUCAGCACUUGUGCGGGGAGUCCCCUCCUUCCAGUGCUUCUGCACCUCAAUACUCUUACAAAAGCCUCCAGAUGGUUUAAACCUAGUUUGUAAUGUUUGACCUAUGGGCUGUCACUUUUUGAAACAUUGUAUUCCUUUUUUCUUUUUUCUUUUUUGUCUCUGUUGUUCUGAAGAAUUGUACUGAUGACAAAGACAUGCGCAUAAAGAUUCUUGUUGUUGUA
Molecule: messenger RNA, 6099 nt
Organism: Acinonyx jubatus (cheetah)
Lineage: Eukaryota; Metazoa; Chordata; Mammalia; Carnivora; Felidae
Gene: TBC1D30
Product: TBC1 domain family member 30
Exons: 13
Coding region: 886-3225 (779 amino acids)
Cellular component (GO): endoplasmic reticulum
Source: RefSeq, a predicted model, not a curated record